AUGAAAACUGAAACUGAACUGAAAACUGAAACAAAACUGAAUACUGAAACUAUACUGAAAACUGAACUGAAAACUGAAACAAAACUGAGCACUGAAACUAUACUGAAUACUGAAACUGAACUAAACACUGAAACUGAACUGAACACUGAAACUGAACUGAAAACAAUACUGAAAACUGAAACUGAACUGAACACUGAAACUGAACUGAAAACAAUACUGAAUACUGAAACUGAACUGAACACUGAAACUGAACUGAAAACAAUACUGAAUACUGAAACUGAACUGAAUGCUAAAAUUGAACUGAACACUGAAACUGAAAUGAAACAAGAAACUGAACAGAAUAUUACAUCUGAACCGAAUACGAAAAAAAAAUUCGAAACUGAAAGGAAGCUGAAGAGUGAAACUGAGCAAAAAGCAAACAGCAAUAAGAAAAGAAAAGUAAAGAAACGAAAAAGAGUAUCAAAAUCCAAGAGAAUUAACAAGAAAAAUUAUACUUCUGAAAUGAAAGGGAUUACAUCUAUCUUGAAAAAAGAACAUGCAAUUACACCUGAUAUUCAGUUGCAGAUAGAAAGGAGACUUCAGCAACUAUCAGAUCCUGAUUACGGAAAAUGGGAAGUCAGAUUAAUUGAUAUCUUGAAGGAAAAACCAAAAACCAAGACUGAUGAAUCUUUGAAAAAGCAUGAAAACAAACAACAAAGCAUGAAAGAAACAGAAUUGUGUGUACAAUUGCUUAAUGUUGAAAUGACUGACUUGGUUUUCCAUCCAUUAUCUCACAAUUCCAAAAUAAGGGUAAUGAAGCGAAUUCACAAUGAAGCGCCAGAGACUUCGGGAGAAGAAUCAUUUUCUUUUCAAAAAAGACUGGGAGUUCCGUCUCAAACUAGAAGUAUAAUAGGUGAUGGAAAUUGUUUCUUUAGAGCACUAUCUGAUGUCAUAUAUGAAGAAGAGUCCAAACAUUUCACUAUGAGGAACAGAAUUGUAAAUCACCUACUAGAGAAUGAAGUCUUGUUUCAAAGCUUCUUAAGGUCAGGAUAUAAUUCGGUUUGUGAUUAUCUCUUGAAAAAAGGUAUGUUGAAGAAUGGAACCUGGGCAACAGAAGUUGAAAUUAUUGCUGCAGCGCAUCUUUUGCAGACAGACAUUUACAUUUUUGAUGAUAGGAAUGCAAAUUGGACUAAGUAUACUGGAAAACAAGUGAACCAAAAAGUAGAUGUUGAACAAGAAGCAAUAUAUUUAAAACACUGUUACAGAGCUCAUUAUGAAGUUGUUUUGGAUGUAGAAGAAAAGCUUGAUGAAAAAUCUGAGACACAGAAUUGUUCAGAAAUAAAUUUGUUGGAGGAAGAGAGUGAACACCAGUCAGAGACUAAAAUGGAUGAUAUUAUCCACAUUAAUGUUGCUGAACAAGUGGACAAGAAGGAACACCAAGAUAUGAUGGAUCAUAAUACCAGUUUACCUCAUUUUGAGAGACGUAUCUUGCAAGGAAAUAUUCACCAAGGUCAUCCAAAAUUUGGUCAUUCUGCUGGAAAACAAUGUGUUAUGAACAGUUUAUCAUCAAUUAUGUAUAGUAAAUGUAAGCCUGUGAAUGACUGGACUGUUGAUGAUAUGGAUAUUAUUUUAGAUACAGGAAAUGAAUUGUAUGAAUGUUUAACAAGUAGUUCUACAAUGCACAAUGAUUAUGUUUUGAUUUCAGAAAUUCCUAGAGAAUUGGAGUGUUUUAAUAAAAUGUACAACUUUGAAUUUGGGGAGUCAUUUUAUGGUCUCUUAAACUCUAAUUAUGAUAAUGAUUUGGAGUUUCACUCUCACACUUUUCCUGAAGCAUUAAGGGCAAGUUUACCAGAGUCAGAUGGUGCAUUUAUUACUUUCAAGGGUAACACAUAUGUAAUCAUUAAAGAGAGAAGUUGCUUUCAUGUUUUUGAUCCUCAUUCAAGAGAUAGAAAUGGUCAAGUUUCAGCUUUUGGGAGUAGUCUUUGUUUAAGGUUAAAUACCAUUGAUGAACUGAGAUUACAUUGCGAACAGUUAGCAUAUUCAAUGAAUGCAGGAGACCAUGAACAAUUUGAGGUCACAGGAGUAAAAAUUAUUCACUGUAAUGUUGAGGAAAUGGUUGAAGGAAAUGAAAACUUAAAAGAUGAAGUAAUGAAUACCGGGGUCACAUCUACUAAAGGGGAAAGUCGAAUCAUAUUUGCCGAAAAAAGUACUAUAAAUGCUCCAAAACGUAAGAGAAAGAUGAGUAGGGAAACCUUUAAUCGUUAUCGAAAGAAAAAAAUGAAGACUUCAAAAAUGCAAAAGGACACAUGUGUCAAUGUAGAUGAUAAAAGAAAUAAUAGGAUGAGCAUUUUCAUGAAAAAGAAAUACUCGGAAAAUGAAACUUACAGAAUGCAGAAAACGGCUUCAUUAAAAUUAAAAUACCAAAAGAAUGAACAAUUCAGAAAUAGUGUCAAAUUGUACUCGAGAAUGAAAUAUAACGUAGAUCUUCAAUACAAGGAAAACGUUAAAAGGGCAUCAAAAAGAAAGUACAAUACCAAUGAAGGUUUUAAAGCCAAAGUAAAAGAAGCUUCUGUGCAAAAAUACCGCAAAAAUGACAUUCACAAAGCAAAAGUUAAAUCGGCUUCGAUUUCUAAAUACAAAACGAACAAAGCACACCGUGAAUUUGUCAAAAAUGCUGUUUAUGCAAAACUGAGAAAACUUGAGGAAAGUCGUGAAAACUGGACGAUUGUCAACAAACAUUUUCAAGAUGAAAUGAAAUCGUAUCCUGAUCAUGUCUGUUCAGUGUGCUUUAAAUUAUUAUUUAGGAAACAAGUUCUAAUCUGCGAGCCAGAAGUAUAUAACAAAAACACAACCUCUGAUGGAAUCGGCUAUGGAUCAGCAUAUGUAUCCAGAAGGUAUUUACAAGAAUGCUUAGAGAAAGAUUCACACGUUUGUUCUAGUCGGUGCAAGCUCUGGGUAUGUUAUACUUGCCACAGGAAACUGUUAUCUGGUUCUAUGCCGGGAGAAUGCUUUGCAAAUAAAAUGGAAAAUGAACAGGUACCAAAUGUUUUGCAGGAAUUAAAUUCUGUAGAAAGACAUUUAAUUGCGCGCAUAAUACCAUUCACAAAAAUGAUGGCUUUACCUAAAGGAGGACAGUUUGGUGUUCAAGGUCCUGUUGUUUGUGUACCUAGUAAUGUUUCGGAAACAAUAGAAUCUCUACCUCGGCCUGAAAAUGAAAAUCAGUUAAUUCAAGUCAAGUUGAAAAGAAAACUUUCUUACAAAGGCCAUUUCGAUUUUAAAUUUGUAAACACUCAAAAAGUUAGAAGUGCCAUUGAAUAUUUGUGCAAAUCGAAUGAGUUUUAUAAAGAUCUCAAGUUUGAUGAAUCUUGGGAAAAUUCUAUUGAAUUUUCAAACACGGAGACAAAAAAUACCCAUGAGCAACACGCACUUGAAAGAGGAAAAAGUGAAACAAUGGAUGAAGCGAGUGAAAAUACAAAUGAACAUUCAAAUGUUGAAAUGAAAGAUGGUAUUGAUCAAAAGUUACAGGAAAGUGAAAUACGUGAAACAAUUGAUGAUGAGUUGAACCACCAAAUGCCGCUUGAUACUUGUCUCCAGCCGGUUGAUAUAGGACAAGAAAUCCUAGACCAGUAUUUUGAUCAGAUAUUUUGUAUGGCACCUUGCGAAAGAAAUAACCCAAUAAGUAUUUUGUCUGAGAAAGGUAUAGAAGCAAAGUGUUUUCCAUACUAUUUCCCUACUGGAAAAAAUGUAUUCGGAGAAGAAAGAGAUGUUUAUUUGACAUUAUCCAGAUUUUUGUUGAACAAAUUAAUGAACGUUGACUCUAGAUUUGCUAAUGACACUGAUUUCAUUUUCUUUUCUCAGUACUUGACUGAACUUCAACAGGUCAUAUCAAAUGUUUCAAUAGCUUUGCGAAAAACUCCCGAGAAAGGGUUUAAUGGAGAAAAAAUAACAUUACGAUCAAUAAAAAAUAGAGAGUCAUUGCAACAAAUUAUUAAGUCAGAUGAAGGAUACAAAUUUCUGAAACCAAUACGAGGGACUCCACCUUACUGGCAAUCUGCUCAAAAGGAUCUUUUUGCAAUGAUAAGGCAACUCGGUCUUCCAACAUGGUUUUGUUCCUUUUCUGCUGCUGAAAUGAGAUGGUCCGAAACUUUUGAAGCUAUUCUUAAACAACAAAAUGACGAAAGAAAUGUUGAUGACCUGACUUUGUCCGAAAAAUGGGCAAUUCUCAAAAAGAAUCCAAUCACUGUAUCCCGGAUGUUUGAUUACCGUUUUCAGACCUUCUUAAAGAAAGUGAUAUUAUCAAACUCUAAUCCAAUAGGAAAAGUAAAAGAUUAUUUUUACCGAGUAGAAUUUCAACAAAGAGGGUCACCUCAUACUCACUGUCUGUUUUGGAUUGAAAAUGCGCCACACUUACACAAGGAUACCGAUUCCGAUGUUGCAGAAUUUAUAGACGCUUAUGUUACCUGCGAGAUUCCUUCUGAAGACGAAACAUUAUUUGAGAUUGUUAACAGCGUUCAAAAACACAGCAAUUCACAUUCAAAAUCUUGUAAAAAAGGUUCCAAAGAGUGUAGAUUCAAUUUUCCAAGACCACCUUCAGAAAAUACUUUUAUAUGUAAUCCACAACAAGAAAAUAUCAAAACUGUGGAUAUUUGUAUGACUGAAAAAGAAUACAAUGAAGUUAUGAUUCACAAUGUGAAAGAAGCAAAACGAAAGGAUACUUCAAAGGAGUUGUUAUCAAAAAUUUGGAAUUUCAUGAGAGGAAAUGAUUCAAAAGAAAUGUCUACGAAAGAACUAUUCAAACUAUUAAAUAUUUCUCAGAAAGAAUAUGAAGAGGCUAACAACAUUUUGACAAACACGAAAUCUGUUGUAUUGAAAAGAAAUCCUAAUGAAGCAUGGAUCAAUCAGUACAACCGUCAUUUACUUUCCUGCUGGAAUGCAAACAUGGACAUUCAGUAUAUUACAGAUGCUUACGCAUGUGUUGUUUACAUAGUCUCAUAUAUUUCUAAAGCAGAAAGAGAAAUGAGUCAGAUCUUAGAUUGCACACAGCGGGAAGCUAGAGAAGGAAAUCUUGACGCAAAGUCUGCAAUGAAGAAACUGGGAACGGCAUAUUUGCAUCACAGAGAAGUCAGUGCUCAAGAAGCCGCUUUCAGAGUUUGUAAUUUACAACUAAAAGGCUGUUCACGAAAAGUUCAGUUCAUACCUAUAGGAGAGAAUCCAAUUCGUAUGAGUCUACCAUUGAAAGUCUUGGAUAAGAAAUCAGAAGCAGAUGAGGACAUUUGGAUGUCAAGUUUAACUGAAAAAUAUAGAGCAAGACCCAUGUCAGAAGGAUUUCAUAACAUGUGUUUAGCAACAUUCUGUUCUGAAUACCGAGUAUUAUCUUCAUCACAAGCGUCAAAUGUGAAAAAUCCGAGAAGCCCAAUAUAUACCCUACAGAAUGACCUAGGCUACAUUCAGAAGAGAACUUUGACUGACUCUGCUGUUAUUAGAUUUCCUCGUUUCUCAGUUUCUGCUUUUCCUGAAAAAUAUUAUUUCAGUAUUUUGCAGUUGUAUUUUCCACAUAGAUCAACCGAUGAAUUGAAAUCAAGAAACGGGUAUGAGGAAUUUUAUAAUUCUACUGAUGUUAAGGAAGUGGUAGAAAGAAAUCGCUGUUGCUUUGAAAAAGACGUGGACGUGUUGGAAAAGGCUCAAGAAAUGCUAGAAAAUUGUGGAAUCCAGGAAAAUGCGUGGUCCCAGGUUUGUCCUGAAACUGAAGUAAAUAGAUUAGAAUGUAUAGAUGAAAAGGAGGAAAACGAAAAUAACAGGAGUGAAUUGGAAGUACCAAUACCAGAUUUAUUACAGAACUCUUCAAAUUCAAUUGAAAUUUCACAAAGUUUGAUUUCAAAAGAAGAAGGUACAAGGAUAAUGAGAUCUUUAAAUGAAAUUCAACGAAAGUUGUUUCAGGAAAUGAGACAUUGGUGUUUAAAAACCAUAAGCGGACAAAAAACACCCCAGAUACAGGUUUUCAUUACUGGAGGAGCUGGAACAGGCAAGAGUCAUCUGAUAAAAAGUAUUUACUACGAAUUGUCAAGACUUUUUGCUCCACAUUUGACAAAUCCUGAUGAUGUCUCGGUAUUAUUAACAGCACCGACAGGUGUGGCAGCAUUCAAUAUAGGAGGAGCAACCAUUCACAGUGCCUUUGCUAUCCCAGGAAAUAGCGCUUUGCCCUUUGAAUAUCAACCGCUUGGUGAUGAUAAAUUAAAUACCUUGAGAACAAAACUUGGACAGUUAAAAUUACUCAUUAUUGAUGAAAUCUCCAUGGUUGAUAAAAAGAUGUUGACUUACAUUCAUGGCCGCCUAAGGCAAAUCAAACAGACUGGUGAUUUUACACCAUUUGGAAAUGUCAGCGUGUUGGCUUUUGGCGAUUUCUAUCAGUUACCACCCGUGAAAGGAAAACCUCUUUUUACGAGGGAUUGCCAUUUUGAUCUUUGGAAUGAUUGUUUCAAACUUGUCACUCUAAAUGAGAUUAUGAGACAGAAGGAAGAUAAACAAUUUGCUGAGCUUUUGAACAGGUGUAGAAUUAAAGAAAAGAAAGAGAAACUAAGUGAAGAAGACAAAGCUCUGCUUUCAAACAGAGAAAAGGAUGACAAUGUUGAUGCUUUGCAUAUAUUUGCUACAAAUGCUCAAGUCAAUAACUUCAAUGCACAUGCUUUAUCUGCACUAUGCUUAAGCAAAGAAAUAGAACCAACAGUUAUCAAAGCCGAAGACUGUUUCAAAGACAAUCGACAAAAAGGUAAAAGUAAACAAGAUUCGCUUUACUCUGAAAAAAAACAGUUUAGACUGGCAAGUGAACUUCAAAUAUGUGUUGGUGCACGUAUCAUGCUUGUAUAUAAUGUCGAUAUUGCAGAUGGUUUAGUAAAUGGGGCAUUUGGAACUGUGACCAGGAUAGUAGAAGAAAGUUGCAAUGGAAAAUCAGAAGUAAAAUUAGUGGAGGUUUGUUUUGACAAUAAAGAUAUUGGGAAAAAACGCGGUAAGAAAAUAGGCAACAAGAUUAAAGUUAUAAUAGAAAGAGUAGAAGAAAUGGUGAAUAACGGAAACAUAAUAAGAAAACAAUUUCCGUUAAAGCUUGCUUGGGCUUGUUCUGUUCACAAAGUGCAAGGGUUGACUGUCAGCAAAGCUGUAGUAUCAUUGAGAAAAAUAUUCCAGCCUGGACAAGCCUAUGUAGCAUUAAGCCGUGUCACAUCUCUUGAAGGUUUAACGAUCCAGGAUUUCAACGAGAAUGCAAUAUACUCAAAUCCGACUAUUCAAGAGUCCCUCACUUCAAUGGAGCAGUUUCUUUCGGUUACUGACGAGAUCGUUCAAAAGAAACUCGGUAUCUUGUAUCACAAUAUAGAAGGUUUGCAAAACCAUUUGGAAGAUCUUAAAAUAACAGUUAUGCAUCAAGAUAUUGAUAUCAUUUGUUUAGUUGAAACAUGGUUAGAAAAUGAACUGAGACCCAAUAUAGAUAUUGAUUGUUUUUCUUCAGAGCACCAACUCAGGAAAAAUUCAUAUGCACCUGGCAAUAUGAUACAAAGUCAAGCUAAAGGUGGAGUAUCUGUUUAUAGAAAAACGUCUACAGAUUUACGGUACGAAAGGAUCUUUCUUCCAGUUGAUAAUCUUGAGUAUAUAGCAUUUAAAACAAACGGUAUAUUGGUUGUUACAUUAUACAGACCAUCAUCAUACACGGUUGAAAGUUUUUUAAAUACGAUGCGUAGAUUGGUGAAUGCUGUGAACAAAAUUUGCUUACCUUGUGUCAUUUUGGGUGAUUUUAAUCAAAAUAUCAGAAAUGCUGUCUCUUCUGUUAAGCAAUUAUUAGAGAUUAAUGGGUUUAAACAGUGUGUAACAGAAAUAACAACAGAAAGUGGAACAGUGAUAGAUCAUGUUUAUAGCAGAGAAGUAGAUGUGCGAGUUACCAUGAUUCCAACAUACUACAGUUACCAUGAAGCACUCAAAGUUGAAGUGAUAUAG
This is a messenger RNA of Saccostrea cuccullata (small rock oyster), 7959 nucleotides long. RefSeq lists its product as uncharacterized. Gene Ontology annotation, biological process: telomere maintenance; DNA repair. Gene Ontology annotation, molecular function: ATP hydrolysis activity; DNA helicase activity. The transcript has a single exon. The record is from RefSeq and is a predicted model, not a curated record. NCBI's taxonomy places the organism in Eukaryota, Metazoa, Mollusca, Bivalvia, Ostreida, Ostreidae. Bases 1 to 7959 code for a protein of 2652 amino acids.